Molecule: messenger RNA, 1689 nt
Organism: Musa acuminata AAA Group (dessert banana)
Lineage: Eukaryota; Viridiplantae; Streptophyta; Magnoliopsida; Zingiberales; Musaceae
Exons: 4
Coding region: 400-1332 (310 amino acids)
Cellular component (GO): chloroplast envelope
Source: RefSeq, a predicted model, not a curated record
AAGUCAACGAGUCAUUUAGCGUCGGAUGCAAAACGCGCAAUGAAGACGUUAUUUCCAGGCUUCGUGUCCACAAUGUGUUGCUCUAUGAUUUGAUCCACUGGUGAUUAAACAAACACUGAGAUCAAUCUUGAGCUAAAGCCAACCUACCUGUUGGAUCGUGGAACGGACGCUGUGGCUGCGUCCAUUUCCCCAUCCGUCAGAUCGCUCAAGAACUCAGGUUGGAAUCUUACGGAAGAGGAUUUAUCUUCGCUUCCACCCCCGGUUUGCUCCUCCCCAUCACCCCAUCCUCACCGAAACCCUAGCUUAGCUUCCAUUGCCUCCUCCGAUUCGAUGCCUGCCCUUCGGGACUCUCGCCAAAUCUGAAGGCAGCGCAAUCGAUCGAAAUCUCUGCCGCAAGUGAUGACGAUUGGUGCCGCCGCCGCUUGCCGUCCAAGCCCAUCGCCCGUGCUUCGUUACCAUCGAGUUUAUUUUGCCCAUCGAGUAAAGUUCGCUUCUUAUCCCACUUCUCCGACAUCUUUCUUGCUGGCCAGGCACUCGUUGCCACUCUACUGGGCAACUGUUGCGGGAGCAGGGGCAUCUCCGUGGCGAACUGGGGCGUCCUUGUCUGGUGAAGAUUUUAGUCGGAGUCCGUCUAGAGAUGUUCGGAAUCAUCUGAUCUUGGAUCAGAUUCUUUUGGUUACUGAAGUUCUCUGCAUUGCACCUUCUGUUAUAUUUUCGAUCGGAUGUCUCGUAGGUUCCGUCCUUCCAGGUGCAUCCAAGCAAUUCCAGAUAUACCUGAGUAACAAAGUCUUUGUCUAUCAAUACUUCUUAUUGGUUGGGGCGGUGGCAGUUGGAAGCUUGAUUCGUUGGAGGCAGAUCUGUAUGUUGAAUGACAUCGGUACUGGUGCUGAUUUGAUUAGGAGGAUUGAAAAGAUGGAGGAGGAGCUACGGAGCUCAGCCACAAUAAUUAGGGUGCUGUCCAAACAGCUUGAGAAGUUAGGGAUUAGGUUUAGGGUCACUAGGAAGGCCUUGAAGGAGCCAAUUGCUGAGACUGCAGCUUUGGCACAAAAGAACUCAGAGGCUACUCGAGCACUAGCAAUGCAAGAGGAUAUUCUUGAGAAGGAGCUUGGUGAAAUUCAGAAAGUCUUGUUGGCAAUGCAGGAACAACAACAAAAGCAGCUUGAGUUGAUCCUUGCGAUUGGGAAGGCCGGGAGAUUAUUAGAUAGCAAGAAAGAUUUCGUGCUUGAACAAGAUAGAGCUGGAACUAAUAGCUCAGUUCCUGAAAGGAAAGAAGCAAAAGAGCUAGAGUUGGAAUCAGAAAAACAUGUUGGGGACACACAAAUGAGGGCCUAAGUACCAGUCACUGAGAUUUUCUUAUGUCAAGGCUUCAGGUAGACAUUUUUUUUAACAUGACAUUGGAAAAGUUAAAAAUGAUUUCUUGCAAAGAUUUGAACCAAUACUUGGUCAAAUAUCAACAGAAGUAUCUUGAUCUAUAUCACAUUUAUGCGAAUUCCAGUGUUCAAAUCCGAGGCGUAAAGUUAAAGGGUUAUCAUUUUGCUUGAGAUCAGCAAUUAUGCAUAUGUUACGGUUGUGAAAUUUGUGAAUCCUCUUUUUCUGAGGCGGGACGUCCCAAGUUAGAUUGUACAGAAUUAAACCUGCUUGAACAAGUGACUCAAAAGAAAAAUGCAAUGUGUUCUUUUUUUGUAUUAA